This is a messenger RNA of Amphimedon queenslandica, 2038 nucleotides long. RefSeq names its product E3 ubiquitin-protein ligase synoviolin-like. Gene Ontology annotation, cellular component: endomembrane system. Gene Ontology annotation, biological process: proteasome-mediated ubiquitin-dependent protein catabolic process; ERAD pathway. The transcript is spliced from 12 exons. NCBI's taxonomy places the organism in Eukaryota, Metazoa, Porifera, Demospongiae, Haplosclerida, Niphatidae. Bases 101 to 1918 code for a protein of 605 amino acids. Gene Ontology annotation, molecular function: ubiquitin protein ligase activity. The record is from RefSeq and is a predicted model, not a curated record.
GUCUUUUAAACCUACAUGUAAAAUUAAAAAUGCAAAAUGGCCUCUUUUGUCAAUCGUGAAAAGCAGGUGAAAAGCUAGAUUAAAGAGAAAAAGAACCAUCAUGAGGAUGCUAAUGCUCACACUGGCCACUACAGUGGUCACAGCUGGUGUAAUCAUGAACGUGUAUUCAAAGAAGAAGCAGUUCUAUCCAUCAGUCACUUACCUCUUCAAAUCAUCUCGCUGCAUGAGUGUUCUCUACAUUCAGGCUUUUCUCAUUGUGUGGCAGUUGGUCAAAUUUUUUAAAUUUCUGUUCUUUGGUACGUUAAGAGCCAUAGAAGUUGAGCACCUCAUCGAACGCUCCUGGUUUGCAGUUUUGGAUACUUUUAUACUACUAGCUGCGUUUCAUGAAGAACUGAGUCCAACAUUUGUUAGUUUGAUAGUGCUGGUAUUCAUAAUGAAGAGCUUCCAUUGCCUUGCAUCUGAUCGUGUGGAUCACAUGGAACAGAGUCCAAUAAUAACUUGGAAGUUUCAUAUAAGAAUUGUUGUCCUAUUAUUAUUAUUAGGUAUUAUUGAUGCACUAUUCAUUAAGGAGGCAUGGCAAGUCGUCAAAUUGAGAAAGCGAUCGGUAGCUAUUGUAUUUGGAUUAGAGUAUGCUAUAAUGCUUACGGAGGCAGUGAAGGUUUUCAUGAAGUACGUGUUACACAGUAUUGACUUGAGGAGUGAGAAUCCAUGGGAGAAUAAACCAAUUUAUAUAAGAUACUUUGAUAUAGUGCUAGGUGUUAUUGAGUUACUAUUGUAUGCUGGUUAUAUGGUCUUUAUGUUACUGUUACCAUCCAUUCCAUUGCAUAUUGCCAGGAGGAUAUAUAGAGCAGCUAGAGAUUUUCAUAAAAACGUUUACGACGUCAUUACAUCUCAUCAAGCUAUUCGGAACCUCAACACGCUGUAUCCUGAUGUACCACAGGAUGAGUUGUUAGCUGCUAAUAAUGUCUGUAUUAUCUGUCGGGAAGAGAUGACUCAGAGAUGCAAGAGGUUGCCCUGUAAUCAUGUAUUUCACACUAGUUGCCUUCGCUCGUGGUUUCAAGAGCAGCACACUUGCCCGACCUGUCGGCUUGAUGUAUUGCGCAAUCCAAGGCCGGCACAGCAGCAGCAACAGCCACACCCACAGGCUCCACCUCUUAAUAAUAAUCAACGCCCACCAGUAUUUAUUCCACCGAUGUAUGGCUGGCCCCCACCUCCUCAGCAGCCACGCCCACAAGACGCCCCUCCAGCUCAAAAUAUUCAUCCGCCCCCUCAGGCUGUCCCCCCACAAGGCCCCCCUGGUGUAGCUCCUCCUACUGCUCCUCCCAUUUUCCCUCCUAAUGUCUUUAAUCCCAAUCCAAUGUUUGGUGUUCCUCCUCCUCCCCACGGGUUUCCCCUCCCUCCCCCUGGAGUGUUCUUUCCUCCUCCACCUCCUCUCAUUAAUCCAGUUGAUGAUGAUUUUCUCCAGUCGGUAUUGAGGAGUUUAACCGAUGAGCAGCUAAAGGAGUUGGAAGGAAUGGAGAGAUCCAAUGUUGAGGCACGGAUUGUAUUACUAAGGAACAUACAGCAGCUACUGGAUGCAGCUGUACUCCAAAUGAACACAUACACUAACGUCAUGACGUCAUUAAAUAUCCCUCCAGGUCCAGGAUAUCCUCAGGAUAUUCCCGUGUCACCUCAGGAUACUCAAAAGCCUCCCGUACCUGAAGGACGUCCUCUUGAGGAGACGUCUCCAGACGAAGGAAGAGGAGAAGAGAAUAAAGAAGAAGGAGGAAAAGAAGAAGAGGAGGAGGAGGAAGAGAGAGGAGAUGUUCUUGAUUCAGAAAUGCUUAGACAGAGAAGGCUACAGCGGUUCCAUUCUCUUCCUGUUACUAGUUCAGAGAAGAGGAAGGAAGAGGAGGAAGCACCAGCUGAGGACAAUUGAAUUACAAUGUACAUGUAUAUCAGAUAAUAGCACACAUUCUAAUCAGGUGUUGAUUAUUAAUAAAUAAUAACAAUUUUUCAAUAAUGAUUAAUAUUUCUUAUGCUUAAGAAGCAAUCUUAA